AUGGAUCCAGCGAAGUUGUGGAUUAAAUGGCUAAUCUACACACUCUUAUGCUUCACAGCUGAUCUGUUGGAUACACUUCUUUCUUUUGUUGUCCCCAAAAGCAAGCCUCCCCUCAGUCUAAAACCCUCUGAUGUGGACAAUCUGAGUGACGACGAGAUCCUAAAUGAGUUCGCGAAGACGAGGGAUGGACUAGACAGGCAGAAUCUAGAAAAGGGGGUGGAAUAUGACUGGACUGUGCUCCCUCGCGGCACACCUGGCACCGUGGGGAAAGCAGUCUCCGUGUUGUCAGAAGAAGACGAAAGUAGGACUGAUUCCUCCGAGGCCAAUGCCUUAAACCUCCUAUGGGCAAACACGAUGAUCCCUGUCCCUCGAGUCCGCCGUGUCAUGAAGCUGGAAUAUCUCUUCUUCAUAGUUGAGGACUACAUCGAGGGCCCAACUCUUGCACAGGUCUGGUCCACUUAUUCCUUAUGGCAGAAAAUCCAUGUUGCCUUUACGCUUCGCAGCUAUAUCCGCCAACUACGAAAAUUGAAAGCUCCCCGUGGUGCUCCACCAGGUCCUAUCAGUAAUGAUGGGCCCCGUGUUUGUACAUCACCGCUUUUUGGGAUGCUUGACCUUGAUCAAGGACCUUUUGCUUCAUACGCCGAUCUUGCCAGUUUCUUCAAUGAAAAAGCAAAGUUGUGCUAUGAUUAUAACAACAUUCCAGAGGACCACCCUUGCAGGAGACAGAAAUUUGAUGAUUCCGAGGAAUUGGUGCUUUCACACCAGGAUUUGAACCCUAGGAAUAUCAUUGUCGGGUUGGAUGGUACAAUAUGGAUGAUUGACUGGGGAUGGGCAGGGUAUUUUCCACCAUGGUUUGAGUAUGUGGCAAUGAAAGAGAAGUCAAUUAGUGAGCACUACUACCAGUAUUGGGACUUAUUCAUUCCUUUCAUUUGCGGACCAUAUUUCGAGCACGAAAUUUGGCGCUUAAACAUGGCCCGGGGGUUCUCCUAUAGGUAG
Lentinula edodes (shiitake mushroom) is the source of this 996-nucleotide messenger RNA. Its product is annotated as kinase-like domain-containing protein. The record is from RefSeq and is a predicted model, not a curated record. Bases 1 to 996 code for a protein of 331 amino acids. NCBI's taxonomy places the organism in Eukaryota, Fungi, Basidiomycota, Agaricomycetes, Agaricales, Omphalotaceae. The transcript has a single exon.